Molecule: messenger RNA, 1998 nt
Organism: Symbiodinium necroappetens
Lineage: Eukaryota; Dinophyceae; Suessiales; Symbiodiniaceae
Source: the annotation of a GenBank genome assembly
AUGGAGCGCGCAACUAAGCUGCCUGAUGAGAUGAUUGCAGAAAUCUGGAGCUUCUCACGUAACGAUGACAGAAAUCUUGGACCCGUGCCUGGCCCACCAACGCAGCACGAGAUCUUCAUUGGAUACUUGCCACAUGGCACUUGCUCGCAUAUGCUGAUGUUUCCAGACAACAGUCGUUCCCGCGCGGUGCGACUCGGUGAGAUCAUGUACAAGAUCACUCGUCCGGAAACCAAGCCCAUCAAGUCGGAUCGCGCUCUUGGUACAGUUCAAAUAUCUGACCUCCCUAUCCGUCAUUUGGAAGCCUCACCAGCUAAGAUUGAGCAGGUCGCAGACAUUCUUAUGGGAUAUCAGAUUGACUUCACACCCGGUAUGUUCGACCAGAUCUACAAGUUAUGCUACGAGGACAAGUAUGGACAGCUCCCCGAACCGUUUUCUCUUGUGAAAGCGCCGCUCGUGCCCUACACAAUCCAGUUCGUGAUCCUGCCUGCCUCUGUGCCACAGGAUGCCGAUCCAAACCGUUCCUACUAUCACAUCGUGAAGCACGUCUAUCUGCAUCGCAACAAGCUCUCAUCCAAGGACUGUGUCGCCAUGUGCAGGGGAACUCCUAUGAGAUUUGAGUGGGGAAACAGUGUGCGCCUUGGUCUUGCAGCCCUGAACUAUAUGAUGGACGGAAUGGGCGGUCAACAACUACGCCAUUGGAUUAUCAAGCCCAAGUAUGAGAAAAAGUUGACUAUAGAUCAACAACAACGCUCUGCAGGUUAUGAGUUCAUCCGCAACUUCGGGCCCCGAUGCAACAAUCGGAAUCAAUUCAUGGAAUGGACGGACGAGCAGAUCCGCACUCCAGGUGGUAAGUUGGAAAACUGGCCAGAAUCCAAGGUGAAAGAAGCCCUUUCGAACUACAUGAAAGGCAGACAGAAUGCCAAGACCCUUGAGUUCUGGCCCUUCACGCUCAAAACGUUCAUCCCGUGGUUUCUGAACCGUGUGCUCACCCCGAUGUUGCCAACCAUGCGGCAGCAUGCGAUUACGUGGAUUGGUAGAACAAGAACUGGGAAAUCUCUUGGUUCAAAAACCAUUCUAUUCAUGCAAUCCAAGUACGAAAUCAAUGAAGCGGAUCGCUCCGAUCUCGUCCCCUCGGUUGUGACCGCGAAGCAUCUCGAUUUUUUCAAGGAGGAAGACGCGACAGUAUGGGCCCGGUAUUCCUCUGCUCAAUUUGAUCAAGGGGCCGGACGCCACGCGUGCAACAACCCGUAUGACAAAGACAUCGACAAGAAACUCUACAACACCAUGAGCGCCACCAAGGUCUGGCAUGCUGGUCACGACGAGUUUAUGAAAAUGAUCAAACCUUCUUUUCUUGCGAUCGAUGAGGACGAGGACAUGGAUGCCGUUCUUGCUAGGACUCAUCUCAUCGUCAUCACAGACUCAGGUGUUUACCAUCGUCUUGCCAGCACGUCCAAGGACCCUGUCAACUUCAUGCCUUGGGAUCCGAAUGAGCCGAAGGACCUCGUGAUUGCCUCCCAGCACCAUAUCUUCAAGGAAUACAAGAUGAACCCGCACAUUCACAAGUACCCGCCGUCAUACUACGAGGAUCUCGCGUGGUCGAAGUUGGCUCGCCAUCCAGAACUUCUGUCUCAGCCCGUGCUGCGCGCCAAGGUCAAGCAAGAAAAAGUGGACCAAGCAUUCCGGAGUUUGAAAAGCUCGUCUUCGACUGUCAUCGACAUCUCUUCCCCGUCUCCCAAGAAGACCUCUACGGCAUCCGCUCCUUCAUCCGAGAUGUUGCCUCCGCCUUCGGCAUCCGCUCUUUCAUCCGAGAUGUUGCCUCCGCCAAAGCGUGCCAAAGUUCCAAUGAAUCCAGAUUUUCCCGGAUUGCCCCCCUCAGAUGCAGAUGACGAUGACGAUGUCAUUCCGCAAGUUGGUCAUGUACCCGAUGAACUCGAAGACCAACUAGAGCAGCUUAUGGAGGAAGCCGACGGUGAUGACAAGAUGGACAUUGCCGACUGA